GGUCAUACUGCUGCCGGUUUUUUUGUUGUAUGCGAUUUGUUUUUCUGCAAUUUAUGCCUUCGUCCUGAUCUUCCUCCUGUCAAAAUGCGUGCGCCUGAUGCGCACCUGCUCCUCCUCGCUGUCCUGCCUCUCCUGCUGACCUGCGCUCACGGUACCCUCGCCCCGGACAGUCAAAAACCGAAGGGAAAGCCCAAGGAAAGUUCGCUGCGUGGCGGGCCCCAAGACAGCGAUGUCUUCGACCUGGGGCUGGUGAAUCCCGAGCCCCUGGCCAAGGACAUCGUGACCAACCAUCGGGGGUACUUCAAGGAGACUGGUCUGAGGCGCUUCAACGGCACCACCUUGGGCUAUGUGACCCCCUGGAAUUCCCAUGGUUAUGAUGUGGCCAAGAUUUUCGCCAAGAAGUUCGACAUCAUCUCGCCCGUUUGGCUGCAGAUUGUCAAGCAAGGAGAUCGCUAUGCAGUGGCGGGAACUCAUGACAUCGAUGCAGGCUGGGUGAGCGACGUCCGGAGGAAGGGAAAACAGGCCCACAAUCAGCGAACCGUAAAGGUGUUUCCCCGCUUCAUAUUCGACCACUUUACCGAUCGGGACAUCAAACUUCUGCUUAGCGAUGCGCAGGAAAGGACCAAAGUAAACGAAGUGCUGAUCAAGUGCUGUAAGGAAAAUGGCUUCGAUGGCCUUGUCUUGGAGGUAUGGUCCCAGCUGGCUGGACGCAUAGACGACAAGAUCCUAUACACAUUGGUUCUGCAAAUGGCCAAAGAACUCCAGAAACAGCAACUGCGCCUUAUUUUGGUUAUUCCGCCUUUCCGCAAGGAUACGGGACCUCUUUUUGGGGAGAAGCAUAUGGACAAGCUGUUCAAGCACAUAUUCGCCUUCUCGCUUAUGACGUACGACUUCUCCAGCGUGCAGCGCCCUGGAGCGAAUGCGCCCCUAUACUUCGUGCGCAAGGCCGUGGAGACCAUUGCCCCAGAAGGUUGUUCUGAUAUGGCUGCAAAGCGUGCUAAAAUUCUUUUGGGUCUGAAUAUGUACGGCAAUGAUUACACGCCUGAUGGCGGUGGACCCAUCACCUUCUCCCAGUACUUGGAUCUGGUGAGGCAUGUGAAGAAGCAUUUGACUUACGACGAACGGGAUGUUGAGAAUUUCUUCGAAAUCAAAAACGACGAUGGUCGGCACAUUGUAUUUUAUCCCACUCUCUACUCCAUCAACGAGCGCAUAAAGCUGGCCCAAGAGCUGGGCACUGGCAUUUCCAUCUGGGAACUCGGGCAGGGCCUAAACUAUUUCUACGAUCUCUUUUAGAUAGCUUGUUAGCGGCAUGCAAUGCACAACACAUAUUGAACAGCUAAAUUGCUUCUCACCAAUCAAACAAAACCAUGGUGUUUUUCUUUGAAAGUGCUUGUAAGAAAUAUAAAAAGUUACUAUAA
Molecule: messenger RNA, 1418 nt
Organism: Drosophila biarmipes
Lineage: Eukaryota; Metazoa; Arthropoda; Insecta; Diptera; Drosophilidae
Product: chitinase domain-containing protein 1
Exons: 5
Coding region: 85-1293 (402 amino acids)
Biological process (GO): carbohydrate metabolic process
Cellular component (GO): extracellular region
Molecular function (GO): chitin binding; oligosaccharide binding
Source: RefSeq, a predicted model, not a curated record